Molecule: messenger RNA, 412 nt
Organism: Rhipicephalus microplus (southern cattle tick)
Lineage: Eukaryota; Metazoa; Arthropoda; Arachnida; Ixodida; Ixodidae
Source: RefSeq, a predicted model, not a curated record
UCUGAUCACAAAGGGACUAACGCAGGAAAAAAGAUGAAGAGUAUGCUCGCAACGCUUCUCUUUGUCGUCCUGGCGGCCACUGCGGUAAACGCCGGUAUCCACUAUGGUGGCUAUGGCAGAGGUGGCUACGGUGGUGGCUACGGAGGCGGCUACGGCGGUGGUUACGGAGGCGGCUACGGCAAGCUCAUCGUUCUUCACGGAGGCUACGGUGGAGGCGGAUACGGCGGAGGAUACGGCGGAGGAUACGGUGGUGGCUAUGGUGGCGGUCACGGCUGGUGGUGAUGAUCACUUCACCUGCGAAAAAUGAGGAAUGCUGUUGGCCGACGCGACGGCUACUGCGGGGGAACCAAAUGUCACUGCUACUUGAAUGAACAACCGCGCCUUUGUAAAUAAACCUAUUUUUUCGAAAACA